Truncatella angustata is the source of this 3633-nucleotide messenger RNA. RefSeq names its product putative RNA polymerase II transcription elongation factor. Lineage: Eukaryota; Fungi; Ascomycota; Sordariomycetes; Amphisphaeriales; Sporocadaceae. The record is from RefSeq and is a predicted model, not a curated record. Gene Ontology annotation, cellular component: Cdc73/Paf1 complex. Gene Ontology annotation, molecular function: RNA polymerase II complex binding. The transcript is spliced from 2 exons. Gene Ontology annotation, biological process: regulation of DNA-templated transcription. The coding region runs from base 1 to 3633 and encodes 1210 amino acids.
AUGGCCACCGUACGAAAUGGCCACCUCAAUGGUGUGCCUCUCAGCAAGCGUUUCUCGGACAUCCCAGCCAACGUCGACGUCCCGUUCCAGGGCGGACAAGAAGACGAAGCCAUCGAAAUCAGUCUCGAAGCCCUUAACGAGGAUCCUACUGAGCUCUGCGAAAUGCUCGAGAACGAGAGCGCCGCACGAACCUACUGGAUGACGGUUGCCAUUGCCUACGCGAAGCACAACAACGUCGACAAUGCCAUCGAGAUGCUCGUAAGAGGAGGCAACGCCUUGCAAAGCAACAACCCCAAGGAGAAGCUGAGCUUGGUCAGCGCCCUCUGCUGGAUGUAUCUCUGGAAGAGCAGGGAGGCCCCACGUGUUGCCCCCGAGGCGUCCAUGGGCUCUGAAGCCAAGACGAAAGAGUACUACCUAAACCAGGCUACACAAUCGCUCAACGAGGCCCUGCGCAUCAACCCUGCCUUCCCUCCCUUGUUCCUCGCGAGGGGCGUAAUCUACCUUCUCAGAGCCUCGCUGGUUUCACCAUCCAAGACCGCCGGCCCCAACGCCAUCGACCCGGAAAAGGCAGACCUUCUGCGCAAUGCGCUCAAGUGCUUCGAGGAUGCCAUCCGAGUCUCGCACGGCAAGAAUGUGCUCGCCCUGAUGGGCAAGGCCAGAGCCUUGUUUUCUCUGGCCAAAUAUGCCGAGGCCUGCGCUCUGUACCAGGAUGUCUUGAGGAAAAUGCCCGACAUGGUUGACCCCGAUCCUCGCAUUGGCAUCGGCUGCUGUUUCUGGCAAUUGGGCUUCAAGGACGAUGCCAAGCAGGCCUGGGAGCGCAGUCUGGAGAUCAAUCCGAACUCAAAGGUUGCCAAUAUCCUGCUGGGUCUUUACUACCUCGACGCAAGCGCAAGGGUACCCACAAACAGCCCAGAGUUCAUCAAGCUGUAUAAGAAGGCCAUGACCGAAUUCACUCAAAAGUCUUUCAAGAUGGACAAGAACCAGCCGCUGACUUGCGCUACGUUUGCUGGAUAUUUCCUUUCUAGGAAACAACUGUCGAAUGUCGAGUCCCUGUCAAACAAGGCCCUCCAGUACACUGACGUCAACAACAUUGCCAGCGACAGCUGGUAUCUGUUGGCCCGCAAGGAACACAUGGAGAACAACAUCGAGAAAGCAACCGACUACUAUCGCCGUGCCGACGAGGCCCGGGGUGGGCUCGAGCGGGGUUAUCUACCAGCCAAGUUCGGUGUUGCCCAACUCUCGGUUCUGAACAAUGAUCUCGGGGAGGCCAAAUUACGACUGGAGAAGAUGAUUCAGCAGUCCAAGAACUACGAAGCCAUGGUACUUAUGGGAACAUUGUAUGCCGAGGAAGUCUUUGCAAACCAAUUCGCGGCCGUCAAGGAGGAUAAAACCACGGAAAUGAACAAGGCAAUUCAGUACCUGGAGAAUGUCCGUGGUGCUUGGAAAGAUCCGAAGCGGAACCAGUCACCAGACUCCUCGGUCCUACUGAACCUCGCUCGCCUUUACGAGAGCGACCAACCUGCCAAGGCACUAGAGUGCUUACAACAGGUGGAACAACUAGAAGUUGAUCAGAUACCGGACUCGGAGCGCCCUACCGACAUCCAAGACCCGGCAGCGUACAAGAAUGCUCUACGCAAGAACCUUCCACCUCAGCUCUUGAACAACAUCGGAUGCUUCUUUGCACAAGCUGAAAGGCAUGACCCGGCGAGCGAGAUGUUUGAAGCUGCGCUUGGCGCCUGUAUGCGCAUCAGCGAGAAGGGCGAUGAUAUGGACACUGACGCGUUGGUAACGACUAUCAGCUUCAACUUGGGCCGGAGCUACGAAGCGCAAGGGCAAACUGACAAGGCGAUCGAGGUCUAUGACCGUCUGGUAUCACGCCACAAUGAUUACACUGAUGCUCAGGCUCGAUUGGCCUACAUCAAGCUACGCCGGAAUCCUAACAAGGAAGGCCCAGACGCAGUUGCCAAACUCUACCAGGACAACCCGUCCGACCUAGAGGUUAGAGCUCUCUAUGGUUGGUAUCUGGGCAAAGUCCAAUCACGAAAGCGGCCUGCCAACAUCAACGAGGACCCCGAGUUGCGCCACUACAAGCACACAUUACAGCAGUACGACAAGCACGAUCGCUACGCACUAGUUGGUAUGGGCAACUUGUACAUGUUGGCCGCUCGUGAGAUGCGUCGGGACUCAGAGUCGGAUAAACAAAAGCGGUCUAGCAUGUAUAGCCGAGCUGUGGAGUUCUUUGAGAAGGCCCUGCAACUCGACCCGAAGAACGCGUACGCUGCACAAGGCAUUGCUAUCGCUUUGGUCGAGGACAAGAAAGACAUGAAAACGGCCCUACCAAUAUUUCUCAAGAUUAGGGACACCGUGAAAGACUCUCAUGUCUUUGUCAAUCUUGGACACAUCUAUGCCGAGCUUCGCCAGUAUUCCAAGGCCGUCGAGAGCUAUGAAACCGCAUUAUCAAAGGAAGGCAAGACUAAUGAUACGAGUAUCCUCGCCUGUCUUGGUCGCACCUGGCUGAAUAAAGCGCGCCAGGAGAAGGAUAUUGACGCGUACCAGACGGCACUUGACUAUGCCAAAAAGACUUUCAAUAUUGCUCCCGACCAGAUUCACUUCAAGUUCAAUGUUGCCUUUGUGCAGAUCCAGCAGGUGCAAGCCAUUUCAAAGGUUCUAGAAGCACAACGCACGUUAUUACAGCUUGAAGAUGCAUUCCAGGAAAUCGAAUCUGCCAUCAAGGCCCUGGAGGAGAUCGCGGCACAUCCACAGCCUCCUUAUCCCAAGUCUGAUCUAGAGCAGCGAGCAAGUCUUGCCAAAACUCAACGAAAUCAGCUUUCGCGAGAAAUCGAGAAACAGAAGGAGUAUGAGGAGAAAAACAAAGAAAAGCUAGCUGCCGCGAUGGAGCAACGACAAGUCGAGUUGAAGCGCCGUGAAGCGGAACGUGAGAAGGCCCUGGCUGCAGAACGCGCGCGCCAAGAGAAACUUCGAAAGGAACGUGAAGAGAUUGCAGCUCGUGACUUGGAGUUGAUCAAGCAGCGCAUCGACGACGAAAAGUCUCGUCAGGAAGCAGAGAUGACAACGGACAGUGAGACUGGAGAGAAGAUCAAGCGUAAAAAGAAAGCCAAAGCCCCUCGUGGUGAGCGUGGCGAGGGCCAGCCAAGGAAGAGCCGGUCUCGCAAGAAGAAGGCCGAAGACGACGAGUCCGGCACAGAUGGCGAUGACCAACCAAAGAAGAAGAGACGCCUCACCAAGAAGGAAACCAAGCCAAGCAGCAAGUAUAAGUCGGCGGAGAUCAUCGUCGAUAGCGAUGAGAGCGGCGACGAGCUCGACCGGGCUGAGCGGGCUAUCAGUGCUGUUUCGGACCGAUCUGAAGCGGACAACAGGCGAGCUGAUAGUGACGAGGAAGACCGUAUGGAACUUGAUAACGGUGCUGGCGGUGAUGACGACGAUGAUGAGGCCGCUGGCACGACACGGCGUCGGGCCCGGAGAGGCAGAGUUGUCGACAGCGAUGAGGACGAGGAUGAAGACGACGGUGAUGCGGCACCAGCAGCGGACAAGUCUGAUAAUGACGAUGCGCCUGCAAAAGGUGCAGACACCAGCAUGGCUGAUAUUGCCGCUGAUGAUGACGAUGAAGAAUGA